AUGGAUACUGAUAUCUUCAAUAACAGCUGGUAUAGUAAAGGGGGCGAGGGAGGAGAUAUCCAGGGGGCGAGGGAGGGAGAAAAUCAGGGGGCGAGGGAAGGGGAUCCAGGGGAAGAGGGAGGGAGAAAACCAGGGGGCGAGGGAGAGGGAAAAACAGGGGUCGAGGGAGGAGAGAUCCAGUGGAAGAGGGAGGGGGAAAACCAUGGGGCGAGGGAAGGGGAUCCACGGAAAGAGGGAGGGGGAAAAACAGGGGGCGAGGGAAGGGGAUCCAGGGAAAGAGGGAGGGAGAGAUCCAGUGGAAGAGGGAGGGGGAAAACCAGGAGGCGAGGGAAGGGGAUCCAGGGAAAGAGGGAGGGAGAGAUCCAGUGGAAGAGGGAGGGGGAAAAACAGGGGGCGAGGGAGGAGAGAUCCAGUGGAAGAGGGAAGGAGAUUCAGGGGGCGAGGGAGGGAGAGACGCAGGGUGCGAUAGAGGGAGAGAUCCAGGGGGCGACGGAGGGAGAGAUCCAGGGUGCUAGGGAGGGAGAGAUCCAGGGAGCGACGGAGGGAGCGAUCCAAGGGGCGAGGGAGGGAGAGAUCUAG
Haliotis rufescens (red abalone) is the source of this 579-nucleotide messenger RNA. Its product is annotated as sodium/potassium/calcium exchanger 1-like. The coding region runs from base 1 to 579 and encodes 192 amino acids. The transcript has a single exon. The record is from RefSeq and is a predicted model, not a curated record. NCBI's taxonomy places the organism in Eukaryota, Metazoa, Mollusca, Gastropoda, Lepetellida, Haliotidae.